This is a messenger RNA of Labrus mixtus (cuckoo wrasse), 3478 nucleotides long. It is a transcript of the gene ghrb, whose product is annotated as growth hormone receptor b. The transcript has 9 exons. Bases 389 to 2167 code for a protein of 592 amino acids. Gene Ontology annotation, molecular function: protein binding. Lineage: Eukaryota; Metazoa; Chordata; Actinopteri; Labriformes; Labridae. The record is from RefSeq and is a predicted model, not a curated record.
ACAGAGAGCAGUCAGUCCGGCAGGCUUUCCUCGACAGUGUGAGCAGCCCACACGAGUCUCGGUUAAAAAAACGUUUCCGUUUGGGUUUUCAGCGGGUCCUCGCGCUCUUUUUGAAGCUACUGUGGACAUUUACGAGUGUGAGACUUUUUACUGUCGCUUUUUGAAACCAGUGAGACCAGUGAGACCUCCAGGUCGUGGGGCAGACUGCUUGCCAGGUCCAGCAGCUUCUCAUGUCCGUCCUGUUUGAGUGUUUACGCAGCUGUAUGGAGACCAGGAUCUGACUGAGACCCACCCAGCAUGCAGAUAAGGAGUGUUCCUGAUUAUUGGAAGUGGUGGGUUGGGCCUUAAGUGCCUGGGUGGACUACACGGAGAAACUAACAUUUGCCACAUGUUUCCUCGACAGCUCGACACCAUGGCUGCCACUCUCACUCUGCUCUUCCUUUUCCUUCACAUCUUCUCCUCUUCAGCGCUGGAAUCAGCCCCCCAGCAAGUGCUCCCACAGAGACCUCCACACCUCACUGGCUGCUUCUCUGCCAACAUGGAGACUUUCCGCUGCAGAUGGAAUGUCGGGACGUUUCAAAACGUCUCUGAGCGAGGAGAUCUACGCUUACUCUACAUCAACAAAAAACCCUCCCACCCGUCUCUUAAAGAGUGGAGCGAAUGUCCUCAUUACAGCACCGACAGGCCGAACGAGUGCUUCUUCAAUGAGAACCACACAUCCAUCUGGACGCACUACAGUGUCCAGCUCCGCUCCAAGGAUGAAGCCAUCCAGUAUGAUGAGAAAUUCUUCCAGAUUGAAGACAUCGUGCAACCAGAUCCUCCAGAGAGCCUGAACUGGACCCUGCUGAAUGUGAGUUUGACCGGCUCUUACUAUGACAUCAUGGUGAGCUGGAAGCCGCCUCAGUCUGCAGAUGUGAAGAUGGGUUGGAUGACCCUGCAGUACGAGGUCCAUUAUCGUGAUGUCAGCUCCGACCUGUGGGAAGUGAUUGAGCCUGUGAAAGGCACACAUUGCUCCGUCUACGGGCUUCAAACAAACGUCAACCAUGAGGUUCGAGUUCGGUGCAAAAUGCACGCAGGGAAAGAGUUUGGAGAAUUUAGUGACUCUGUGUUCGUCCACAUGCCAUCUAAAGUGUCUAGAUUCCCUGUGGUGGCCCUGCUCAUCUUUGGAGCCUUGUGUUUAGUUGCAAUCCUGAUGUUGGUGGUCAUUUUACAGCAGGAAAAGUUGAUGUUUAUUCUCUUGCCUCCCGUUCCUGGACCUAAAAUAAGAGGAAUUGACCCCGAGCUACUAAAGAAAGGGAAGCUGAGGGAGUUGACAUCCAUCCUGGGCGGACCCGCUGAUCUGAGGCCUGAGUUGUACAACAACGACCCGUGGGUGGAAUUCAUCGAUCUGGACAUCGAGGAACAGAACGACAGACUGACAGACCUGGACACGGACUGUCUCAUGCAACCCUCCCUGUGCUCAAGCAGCACUCCCCUCAACAUCGGUUUUAGAGACGACGACUCGGGCCGAGCCAGCUGCUGCGACCCGGAUCUCCCAAGCGACCCUGAAGCAUCACCUUUUCACCCUCUCAUCCCAAAUCAAACUUUUAGCAUGGAUGAGUUACAUCCUGACAUCUCUGAGCCAAGCUCUCCGUCCCAGAGCCCCACCACUGGGGAGCUUCCUUUUGGAACAACAGGCAGCGAAGCGAUGUACACUCUGGUGAGUGAGGUGAGGUCGUCUGGCAAGGUGCUGCUGUCACCUGAGGAAACAAGUGAGGCAGAGGAAACCACUUGUAAAGACACAGGGAAAGACACCAAGGCCAAGAAAGAGAAAGAAAAGAAAGAGUUUCAGCUCAUCGUGGUGAAUCAUGAUCAUGGGGGUUACACUUCAGAACUCAAUGCAGGCCAAACUAGCCCAAGAUGGUCAUCAGGAGACAUGAGUCAACCCUUUGAGACGAGAGGAGACUUGAGCUUGUCGUCCCCAUCUCCCUAUCAUGAAACAGACACCACCCCCAUGUCCCCUGUUCCCCCUGCACCUGUCUACACAGUGGUAGAGCGUGUUGACAUGCAGAACAGCCUUUUACUGACACCAAAUUCAGCACCAGCCCCCCAGCUGAUAAUCCCAAAGACCAUGCCGUCACCAGACGGCUACCUGACCCCUGACCUUUUGGGAAGCGUCACACCAUAAAUCAGCAUAGAACUCUGUAAAGUUAAGACGAUUUAAUCAAAAGCAGAGCCAAGCUCAGGAGCAGCCUUUCUGAUUGAAUUUACCCAAUGACAGCUCUCCUAAAAUGGUUUAGGACUGUAUGUGCCUGUCCUGCCACCACCUCUGGACUCCUGCUGCUUCGUCUGACAGGACCAUUAAGCUUACACUGCUGGAAGUUUGGUAUGAAGGAGGAAGAGGACACGUGAAUGUGUUUUACUGCAGUUGUGAAAAGGGAACCAUUUGAAGGGAAUAAGCACUAGCUGGGGGUUGAAUGGCCUCAAGACUUUCAUACUCUGAACCCUCAAAACAGGACUAAAAAGCUUGUUAUCAAGUAAUUGUUUUGUUAAAGCUGCAUUGACCAGUUCUCAGCUACAACUCUUUUGAAUGAGAAGAGACAGACAUACUGUGCAACAACGAGAAAACGGUUUUGGCUAGCUUGUUGGCAAACAGUUUCUGACUCACACAUCUGGUCAUCAAAGAAAACUCGAUCAUUGAAUUAAAGUUGUCUUUCUGUUGAUUUAAUGACUUUAAGCUCAGUGUUCAUUCUCAAAAGGAGUCGUAGGACCCUAUCAGGGUUCUUCAGUUACUAAAGUUUCCUCUUUCUCCAAGCUAGUAUGGAGUGCUCAUUUUGUCUGUUGUUGUGCUAUGAGUCAAAACAGGCUUAAGAGCUUAUUAGAGCUGCAGAGUUGUUGACAGUGAUUCUAACAUGACAUUGUAAUCUUGAGCUUUAAAUCACAGAACAUUAAGAUGUAAAGUCAAAAGCUUUUUAACUGAAAGUUUGUAUAUAUAAAAAGUGUUUUUCUUUUCUAAAAUCAGGUCAAAUGCAAAUGAUAUCAUAUGUAAAAUAAAAGGGCCCAUAACUGUUUAAUAAGAAUACAUGUGUAGUGAAUCAAACAUCUUUUUCUAUUCAUGUUUUCAUCAACUCUGAUAAUAUUACUUUGCUUUUGUCACUACUAAGUCUUAUGAGUUUUCAUAUUACGUUGUUGUCACAUGAACUCCCCAAAAAAGGGAAGAAUGAGCUGUAAUUGAGCUAACCUUACUUUGUGUUAUGUUGUUCACUAAAGUUUGACACGGUAACAUUUUCUACAUUAAGUCUGACAGAGAAAAUAGUUUUCAUAGUCAGUCAGUCUAACGCAACAUCGAUGUUUAUGAGUGCAUGGACUAUAAAAGAUUAGAUUUUUCAGUUGGUUUUGAGGUCAUCGGUGCAUUAAAUGCACAUUUUAAGUUGGGGCUAUGUGGACAUCAUGUGUUGAAUUUGUACAGAAUUAAAUUUGAAGCUGCCUGUUACAAAUA